This is a messenger RNA of Suillus subaureus, 342 nucleotides long. RefSeq lists its product as uncharacterized. Bases 1 to 342 code for a protein of 113 amino acids. The transcript has 6 exons. The record is from RefSeq and is a predicted model, not a curated record. NCBI's taxonomy places the organism in Eukaryota, Fungi, Basidiomycota, Agaricomycetes, Boletales, Suillaceae.
AUGUUGGAGCAAGCGCUACUUUGGUCCUGCCCGCCUGACGCCACAUGGUCUAGCGGCGAGCUUUCACAAGACGCAAAGUGUGUUGAAGCAAACCUCCAAGAUUCAAGAACGCAACAAGACAACAUAAUGGAACGAUACAAUAUAGCUGCUGCCCUUCAUGGGCGUCGCUCGCGGCGUGGACGGCACAGUGGACAGGACCUGGGUCCGCCCGAUCCUCUUCAAGUGCGUCUGCUGGCCACAUUCGCCGGGGCUCUCGGGUGUUCGAUACCUCUCCGCCCUGUUCACCUCCUCAGCACCUCCUCGGUUCGGGCACGAGACGAGAGGGGCAUCGGUGGUCGCUGA